GGCGGAAGUACGUCACGGAGUCAUCUCCUAGGGUGGGAGUUUGAACACAGUUUGCUAGUAACGGAUCUCUUGUGAAGCGCGAUGGAUACUCCGGAAGAUACCUGGGAAAGACUGGACACGGAGUUCGACCAUUACCUCGUAGACAUGAAGCCGUACGUUCUGAAGCUGCCGCAGACACCAGAGCGACAGAGAUGCGCCUUGUGGAUCAGAAAGCUGUGUGAUCCUUCAGGAUCGGGGACGGGAAUCUCCGGCAGAAAGAAUCGCAACCUUUACGCCAAGCUGCUGCUUCACAUGCUGAAACGAGGCGUGUUGGAGGGGCCGUUCACCCAGAGGCCAGAUGGAGGACCCCUGAAAACCUUGCCCACUUACAUGUCCAUUUAUUUUGAUGAGCCGAAUUCCACGCGUUUUCAGAGCUCUGUUUCUGAAGGGCCGCCUGACUGGGUCCUGGGAGAACUGGAGGGCAAAGACAGGCGAUCAGAGGAGUCAGGGGAGUCGUGGAGGUCGCCUCUCAAGACCGAGGCCGUGUUUGAAACUUCUCCAUCCAGAUUCACGCAGAGGCUGCGCUCGCUGAGCUCAGAACGAUGCCCGGGCGAGGAGAAUGCGGCCGCGCGGCACACGGGCAGCCCUCCUAAAAAGCCGACAGCGAGUUUGGACAACGGCGAACUUGAAGCUCGUCUGAACAGCUGGAAUUUGGGGAUCGAAAGCCCGAGGUAUUUGCGAGAGAAGCCGAUCCCGCGCUCUCCGCUUUCUGCAAAGUCUGGAUUGGGGAAGAUGGACGGUUUCCACGAUGAGCAUGCGCUGCCACUCUUACUUAAAAAAGAGGUUGACAGGAGAAUUAAGAUGUUGGAGGCCGGGUUUCACGAGGAGAAGCUGAGGAUGCAGCAGAAGCACGAUGCGGAUGUGCAGAAGAUUCUGGACCGGAAGAACAGCGAGACGGAGGAAUUAAAGUCCAUUUAUAAAAGCAAACAGGAGGAGAGCGAGGAGAGCGUCCGGCAGCUGGAGAAGAAAGUGCAGACGCUGGUGCGCGAGUGUCAGGUGAUCCGAGAGAGCAAAGAGACGCAAAUUACCCAGCUGAAGAAAAUGUGCGAGCGAAGCGCCGACUCGCUGAGGAAUGAGUGGCAGAAGAAGCUCCACGACGCGAUGGCGGACGGCGAGCGGGAGAAGAUGGCGCUGCAGAAGAAACACACGGAAAACAUCCAGCAGCUGCUCGACGAGACCAACGCUCGGCUUCUCAAGAUGGAGUCCGACUACGUGGCGCAGACCGAGGCAACGGCGCAGACCGUGAAGGAGCUGGAGUGCCGCGUCCAGCAGCUGACGGUGGAGGUGGAGAGCAGCAACUCGCAGCGGCAGAGAUUAUCCCAGGAGAAAGCCGAGCUGGACAGCUCGUACCAAGCGCUCUGCAGAGAGCUGGAGGAAGCCCAGGCCAGACUCGGCGCUUUGCAGAAGGAGAGGAAUUGCGCGUCCCAGGAGCACGAGGAGCGGAUCCAGCAGCUCCAGAGCAAGCACCGCUCUGACGUGAGCUUCGUAACGCAGCAGAACGCGCUCUCGGCGGCCAAGGCGGCCGAUGUGAUCGAGGAGCUGGAGCAGAGAGUUUCCCGGUUAAAAGAGCAGCUCCAGGAAUCGGAGCAUCAGAGGCUGCAGCAGCUGCGGGACCAAGAGAACCGGUUUCAGAAAGAAAAGCUUCACGCCGAGCGUCUGAGUGAGCGAAAGGCGCACGACCUUCACAAGCAGCUCGAGGACGAGAGGGACUCGGCCCGCAGGAAGAUCUCCAAGCUGGACGGGUUACUGAAGGAGCGAGAGGAGCAGCUGGCGAGGGUGACCGAGACGCAGAGACUGCGGGCGCAAGAAGCCGACGCCGCUCUGGAGGAGUUUAAGCGCCAGGUGGAGUCCAACACGGAGAAGGUGUACUCCGAAAUGAAGCAGCAGAUGGAAAAGGUGGAAGCCGACUUAACUCGCUCCAAAUCGCUCCGAGAGAAGCAAAGCGAGGAGUUCUCCCGGGAGCUGGAGGAGCUCAAACAGAGCUACGAGCAACAGAUUGUGGAGCUGAGGCUGAAGCACGAGGAGGAGAAGACCUACCUAUUCCAGCAGCACAACGCCGACAAGGACAGGAGCGCCAAGGACCACCAGCAGGCGAUGGAUCGGCUGGAGAAGCAGCUCCGGACCACCAUGUCGGACCACGAGACGAAGAGCCAGCAGUGGCGAGAGCGCGACGCCCAGACCAUCGCGGACCUGGAGGCGCAGGUGCACAGACUGAAGGAAGAGCUCAUCCAGGUGAACUCUCAGCGCAAGCAGCAGCUGGUGGAGCUGGGACUCCUGAGGGACGAGGAGAGGCAGAAAGCUGCGCAGGAGCAUCAGGCGGCCGCGAGCAAACUGAGAGCCGACAUGGAGAGCAUGAGACUGAACCUGCAGAAGACGCACGCGGCCCAAACCGAGGCGGCUCUGGGGAAGGCCAGGGCCAGGCUGGAGCGAGCCGACAAGGAAUACAGCGAGAAGCUGGCCAAAUCCGCGCAGGUCGUGUCCGAGCUCCAGGCCACCAUCGUGGCUCUGCGGGAACAGAGCAGCCGCCAGCAGUCCGCCAUGGAGAGGAGGCUCCAGGAGACGACCCAGAACCACGAGGAGCAGAAGAGGCAGCUGACGAAAGACAACGAGAAGCUGAGAAAGCUGCUGAAGGAAGAAGUGGAAAGUUAUCGCAUGGAGCUGCGCUCAGCAGAGAAGGGACUUCAGGAGAAGGAGUUAUCUGCGCAGGAGCAGGUGACAAACGUCCGUCAGGAGUACGAGCAGAAGAUCCGAGGCCUCAUGCCGGCAGCCAUGCGACAGGAGCUGGAAGACACCAUCGCGUCCCUGAAAUCGCAGGUAAACUUCUUGCAGAAGAGAGUCCACGUUCUCCAGGAAGACCGGAGCCCCCAGCAGAACAGGAGGCUGUGACCCAGGACUCCGGAGCAGACGUCGGACUUGCCAUUCAAACUGUGAGAACUUUAUUAAUCAAAAAACAAGAUUUCUUAUUUAUUCCGUAUAUUUAUAUUUUAAAUCUCAUCCAUUGUCGCUUUUACCUAAUAAA
Messenger RNA from Spea bombifrons (plains spadefoot toad), 3058 nucleotides. It is a transcript of the gene CEP112, whose product is annotated as centrosomal protein 112. NCBI's taxonomy places the organism in Eukaryota, Metazoa, Chordata, Amphibia, Anura, Pelobatidae. The transcript has 27 exons. The record is from RefSeq and is a predicted model, not a curated record. Bases 82 to 2925 code for a protein of 947 amino acids.